GGGGCUUCCGGAAGUGCGUGGCUCAGAGGAAAUAUGGCGUUCAGCGCACUGCAUAAACCAGAUAUAUUCCUUGCUUCAACGCAUUAUUUCAACGCAUUCCUUUUGUCUAUUUUCGUCGCCUUUGCGACACCUGAAGCAGUAAACACUGGAAAUGCGUUCAGUGCAAGUCACACGGCUACUGCACCCGUCGCUGCUGCUAGGGACUUGCGGUACCUCUUGUAUGAUGUGAACCCCCCAGAGGGUUUCAACCUUCGCAGGGAUGUCUAUAUCCGCAUGGCCUCCCUGGUCAAGUCUUUGAGGAAAGAGGGGGAUGACUGGGUCCUGGUGCUCCCCCCAUGGGGCCGUCUCUACCACUGGCAGAGCCCCAACAUUCACCAGAUGCGCAUCCCAUGGGGCGAGUUCUUCAGCCUCACUAGCCUGCAGGCCAACGUGCCCGUCAUGGAGUAUGAGGAAUUCAUUGCUGAAAAUGGAGGCCCAUUCAUAGAUCAAGUUCUGGUUCUGCAAAACUAUGCUGAAGGGUGGACUGAUGGGAAAUGGGAGGAAAAGGUUGAUGAGCGGCCAUGCAUUGACAAGCUGAUGUACUCCAAAGAUAAACAGGGAUACUACAGGGGCUGGUUUUGGGGCUACGAGGAGACGAGAGCUCGAAAUGUGACAUGUAUAUCAGCUCAGGGCCAUGCCUCAAUCAUGGCUCCUGUUCUACAGAGAAACAUCACAGCGACAUCAGUUUUGCUUGACAGAGCAGAAACACUCCUUCAUGAUCACUAUGCUGGAAAGGAUUACUGGGAUACUCGGCGCAGCAUGGUUUUCGCUAAGCACUUGCGACUCAUAGGAGAUGACUUCAGAGCAAAACACCUAAACUCCACAGAUGACAGAGACCGUACAGUAUACAGUGAGGACUGGACUCGCAUGAAGGCCAAGCCCGGCUCAGCGAAAGGUGGUCCAUAUCUGGGCGUCCACCUGCGCAGGAAGGACUUUAUCUGGGGUCACAGAGAGGAUGUACCCAGUCUUAAGGGAGCAGUCAAAAAAAUGCGCAGCUUGAUGAAGAAACACAAACUGGAGAAAGUGUUUGUUGCGACAGAUGCAGAUGAUGAAGAGUUGAAGGAUCUGAAAAAGUUGCUGCCUGACAUGGUGCGGUUUGAGCCAUCCGUAGAGGACUUAGAGCUCCUUAAAGACGGAGGAGUCGCCAUCAUUGACCAGUGGAUAUGUGCCCAUGCCAGAUUCUUCAUAGGAACCUCAGUGUCCACCUUCUCUUUCCGGAUCCAUGAAGAGAGAGAGAUCCUGGGCUUUGACCCCAAAAUGACAUACAAUCGUUUCUGUGGGGACACCGAGAAAGAAUGUGAACAGCCCACACACUGGAAGAUAGUUUACUGACGUGUGACCUCUGACUUAUCUGACGCACAAGUGCCAAAAGCAGUCCUGAAAGUGACGUUUUAUUUCUGUGGAACCUACAAAUACAGGUGUGACUUAUUUUUUAUGGUUUCAGUGUUGUGCAAUCAGGUCUGAAGUGACCACUGUGACUGAACUUUAUGCUGAAAAUGCCAAGACUUUUCUGCCAAACACUUAUUACUGUAAUUGUCAACAAUUAAAUCUGCAUAUAUUUUUAGGUUGUA
Mugil cephalus (flathead mullet) is the source of this 1610-nucleotide messenger RNA. RefSeq names its product protein O-fucosyltransferase 2 (gene pofut2). Gene Ontology annotation, molecular function: peptide-O-fucosyltransferase activity. The record is from RefSeq and is a predicted model, not a curated record. The transcript has 9 exons. Bases 34 to 1371 code for a protein of 445 amino acids. Lineage: Eukaryota; Metazoa; Chordata; Actinopteri; Mugiliformes; Mugilidae. Gene Ontology annotation, biological process: protein O-linked glycosylation via fucose.